AUGGCUGACUGGCCCGUCACGCUCAACAGCUUUGGAGACGUCCAUUAUUUCUACGGCCCGCCGACCAACAACCCGCCGCACCACCGCUUCGACAAGGGCUCCUACGUCUACCUGUUCGAGAACGCAAACGAUCGCCGCGCGCGGAUUGAGAUUGCCAAUCAGCCCGGCACCGAAGACCAAGAUGCCUUUGACGGAUUCCUGGAUAAGACGCACGUCCGAUACUCGUACAACCACCAAUGCAUGGUGACGCUGAUUGUCGGCGAGACGACGGACCAGAUGGAAUGGCACCUUCCGACCUACGACCCCCAGAACCAGAACAAGUACCAUUACAAGCUCCACUCGCUCGACAUCUACUUCUGGAAGGCCGAGGACGCGCUGCAGUUCGUCAACGGGAUCCGCUUCGUCCUCCCGCCGUCGCAGGUCGAGAUCCUCGAUGAGCCCCAGCAGCAGCAGCAGCAGCAUCUCCAGGUCCAUCAACCUGCCCCCGUGAGCUCCGUCGUGCAGCAGCUCGAGCACGUCGCGAUAUCAGACCCCAACUACGGCACGCCCAAUGCCACCUCCCACACCGCGCCGCCGAGCUUGCCCGGACCUCCUCCAAUGUCGGCUGUUCACUCCCCCGAGCAGCAACAGCCGCCCGCCAGCUUCGGAAAAGACGCCUCCCCCGAGGACGGCAUCAUUGACCCCCUGGCCGCGGCCGUCGCAUACGACGCGCAGGCCCCGUUCUCGCCGGGCUUCGUCCCGCCACCCGGAUUCCAGAGCGCACAGGGCGCCGGCAUCAGCGGUGCGGGUCUGCCUCCCCCGCCUCCGCCGCCGCAGCAGCAGUUCGGUGCGCCACCCACCCACCCGGGGCUCCAGCGCGCGGUGACGAUGCCCGUGCAGGCCGUUCACAACGGCCUCGCUUCUCCCGGGCUGACGAAUCCGUACGGAAGUCCGUUCCCCGCGUCGCCAGGCUUUCAACAACCGCCGCCGCCCCCGUCUCAACAGCAGCAGACUACCCCGCCAGCUCAGCAAGCAUCCCAGCCCGCCCCUCCGCCAUCCGCGGCACCGCAAGCCACGCCCCCUAUCACUAGCCCUGGUCCAACAGCAACACCUGCGGCGGUGGCGACGUCCGUUUCCCCGCCCGGCGGCUUCUCGCAGUACUCGUACGCUAGUAGCAACGGCACAGCCACGCCGCAGCAGCAGCCGGGCGCGUUCGACUACUCGAUCCACGCACAGGCGUACCGGCCGACGGAGAUGGAGGCGAGCAAGUACAAGGGCUACACGGGCAAGCAAGACCCGUCGGGGAAGCUGGAGCAGAACUUUGGUCGGCUGGAGAAAGGGGUCACGGGGAUGCUGAGGAAGUUUGAAAAGAAGUUUGGGUGA
Molecule: messenger RNA, 1362 nt
Organism: Colletotrichum spaethianum
Lineage: Eukaryota; Fungi; Ascomycota; Sordariomycetes; Glomerellales; Glomerellaceae
Exons: 3
Coding region: 1-1362 (453 amino acids)
Source: RefSeq, a predicted model, not a curated record